Molecule: messenger RNA, 6395 nt
Organism: Neolamprologus brichardi
Lineage: Eukaryota; Metazoa; Chordata; Actinopteri; Cichliformes; Cichlidae
Source: RefSeq, a predicted model, not a curated record
AUGGCGAGUCAAACCCCAUUGUUUUUGCUGCUUUUGGUGAUUAUAGGUACCCUCUAUCCAAUAUCUGGAACAAUAAGCGCUGCUUCAGACGAUGGAAGUUCUCCUCUUAUUGUCCUACAGCGUGCUUUCCUGUAUUUUGGACAGUCGUAUAAUCAGAUUUAUGUAAACCACAAUGGGCAUCUGACCUUUGAUGCAUCAUGGCAUAGCUACACCCCGCAACUGUUUCCAAUGUAUGGAUCCAGAGACAUCAUCGCUCCAUUCUGGACAGAUUUAGACAACAGAGGAAAUGGUCAGAUCUACUACGACCAAUACACCAGUGGCAGUGUUCUCCAGCAAGCUACACGGGACAUUAAUCAAUACUUUCCAGGACUCAAUUUUAAUGCAAACUGGGUCUUUGUUGCAACUUGGUAUCAGAUUGCCUAUUUUCCAACGAGUGGAACACAAACAACAGUCCAAGCUGUCCUGAUAUCGGGUGGCCAGUACUCAUUUGUGCUGAUGAACUAUGAGCAAAUAGCCUACACAACAUAUUCUAUACAGGCUGGAUAUGACACAGUCAAUUCUGCUCACCAUUUUUCCAUCCCUGGAUCAUUCUCAGGAAACGCAACAGGAGAGUUCUCAAAUUUCCGUCUCAGCAGCAAUGUCCAUGUGCCCGGUCGCUGGGCCUUCAGGACGGACCAUGGAUCAAGAGGCUGUACUUUCAACAGUUUACCAGUGCAGCUUGGUGAUUCCUUCUGGAGUGACAGGACCUGUGCACAGAGGUGCACAUGCACCUCAACAGGCCUGCAGUGCCGCAAUGAGCCGUGCUCCUUUUCACAGAUCUGCCAGCAAACUUCCUUCCAGUUUUCUUGCCAGACAGUGCAGAGACGCGCUUGCACCAUAAGUGGUGAUCCCCAUUACUACACCUUUGAUAUGAGCUCUGAUGUGGUUUUUGCUAACAGCUGGAGAGCAUCUGGGGAUGAUGAGCCUGGUUGUGAGGCACAGUGUGGAGGUCUGGCCUGUGCUGGCUGCACUGCACAACAGACAGCAUUGUACAGCAACACUGACCACUGUGGUAUCCUCCGCAGUAGUUCUGGACCUUUUGCUGCUUGCCAUCAACAACUUCCUCCACAGUCCUUUGCGGACAGUUGUCUGUAUGAUCUGUGUGUAGGAGGAGGGUACCAACCUAUUCUCUGUCAAGCCUUAAGUGUGUAUGCAAGUCAGUGUCAACAAAAUAAUAUUCGGCUGCAAAGCUGGAGGAGAACCGGCUUUUGUGAAAUCCCAUGCCCAGCCAACAGCCACUUUGAGUCUGAAGGCACAGGAUGUCCAGCUACUUGUCUCAAUCGCAACUCCACCCAUAACUGUCCUCUCCCUGUGCAGGAAAGCUGCAUCUGUGAUUCAGGCUACAUCCUCAGUGGUGGGGUCUGCGUCCCUCAUGCUGAGUGUGGCUGCAGCUUUGAGGGCCGUUACUACCGCUCUGGACAAACUGUAAUACUAGAUGAAAACUGUGGGAGACGUUGUAGCUGCAGUUAUGGCUCCAUGACUUGCCACUCUCAUGGUUGUGGGCCAUUUGAAUCAUGCAGGGUGGAGGAUGGAGAAAGAGGAUGCAGACCAAAUAGCUAUGAAACAUGCUGGAUCAGAGGCCCGGGGUCAUAUCAGACAUUUGAUGGACUGACAUACCAUUAUCCUGGGGCGUGUCGAUUGACACUUGCCAAAGUUAUGGGACUGUCCAGUCACCCAAACUUCACGGUGACAGCAGAAAAAGUGCCAAGAGGCCAGCUAGACUUUUCCAAUGUGCUAAAGUUUGAGGCAGAUGGGACACAGGUCUCAAUUGAGAUGGAAAUAAACGGCAAAGUUCAGGUGGCUGGUCAGGUGAUCAGGCUGCCUUUCAGCGCUGGGUCCAAUGGAAUCCAAAUUUUCUACAGCAACCUGCGCAGUGUCAUCAUUCGCACCUCCUUUGGUGUAACUGUGCAGACAGUCUGGCCUCACUUUGUCCGUGUCACUGCUCCUGGUGUCUACAGCGGUUCACUGGGUGGACUCUGUGGUAAUUACAAUGGUCGUCCGCAUGAUGACUUCCGCACACCCAAUGGUGUCCUGGUGAACAGUUCUCAGGAAUUUGGAGACAGCUGGCGAGAUGGCUCUCUGGCUGCUCACUGCGUGGAAAGCAGAGGUCAUGAUCCUAGGACCGAUUUUAAUUCUAGUGAGUACUGUGGCAUUCUCAGCUCACCAGAUGGGCCAUUUGUACCCUGUUGGUCUGUGGUUGACCCAAGGCAGCAGGUGGAUGUAUGUGUGAAGAUCAUGAGGGGCUCUAACAAUCCAGCAUCAACUCUGUGUGACGUCCUACGAGAUUAUGCACUAAUGUGUCAACAGAAGGGUGUUGCCUUAGGACAAUGGAGAAAUGCAACUGGCUGUGCACUAACCUGCCCGUCAAACAGCCAUUAUGAACUCUGUGGAACCUCUUGUCCUUCUGCUUGCCCCAGCCUCUCUUUCCCCUUCACUUGUGAUACUGUGUGCCAGGAGGGCUGUCAGUGUAACAAUGGUUUUAUCCUCAAUGGUGACCAGUGCGUUCCACCAACAUCUUGUGGAUGCUAUCAUCAAGGACGCUAUCGCGAAAGUGGUGAGCAGUUUUGGGAUGGUGAACAAUGUCAGAGCUUGUGUACCUGUAACGGCGCUACAGGGAACGUCCACUGUACUCCCAACUCCUGUGGGCCCCAGGAGUCCUGCCGUGUGGUGGAGGGCGGGUUUGGCUGCCAUCCCAACCCUUCUGGCACCUGCUCUGCCUCUGGAGACCCUCACUAUUUCACCUUUGAUCGUAAGGCCUAUGACUUCCAAGGAACAUGUCGCUAUGUUCUGGUGACCCUUUGUAAUGCCACUAAUGAGCUGAAUCAGUUUUCUGUGGAAGCUAAGAAUGAGGCAUUGAAUGGGUUGCCAGUUUCAGUCACAGCAGAAGUUUUCGUGAAUGUGUGGGGCUAUCAUGUGCACAUGUCAAGAUACAACAGGGGUAUGGUAGAGGUAAAUGGAAUAACGCAGAAUGUACCAAUUCUCUUGAAUGGAAGUCGAGUAUCUAUCUUUGCCAGUGGAUCUCGAACAAUUGUCCGCACUGAUUUUGGCUUAAGCGUCAUAUACGAUGGAUGGAGUACAGUUUCUAUCACUGUGCCUCCAAAUUACAGGGGAAAAACAUGUGGACUUUGUGGAAACUUCAAUGGAAAUUCAAAUGAUGACUUCUACACCCCAUCAGGAAUAACAGUCACAUCUCCAGAUGAGUUUGGGAGAGCCUGGAAGGUCCCAGGAAACUACACCUGCAGUGAUGGAUGCGGCUCAUCAUGUCCGAGAUGUCCCAAUGAACAGCCCGCUAGAGGUCAAUGUGAGGUGAUCCAGGCAGCUGAUGGCCCCUUCAGUUUCUGCCACGAUAAGGUGGACCGUGCACCAUAUUUCAACGACUGUGUGUUUGACGUGUGUGUGGCAGGAAAUCGAGGUCAUGACCUCCUUUGCAGGGCUCUUGAAACAUAUGUUAGAGCCUGUCAGUCUGCUAAUGUUCAAAUCUACCCUUGGAGACAAAAUACCACCUGCGCAUUGAACUGUCCAGCCAACAGCCAUUAUGAGCUGUGUGGUACUGACUGUGGCCACACCUGUGCCAGCAGUAAUGAUACCACCUGUGAACAGGCUUGCUCUGAGGGAUGUUUCUGUGACGAAGGCUACCGCAGGAGUGGAACCAGUUGUGUCCCAGUGGAACGCUGUGGCUGCCAGUAUAAUGGAUUCUACUAUAAUGCUGGCGAGUCCUUCUGGACAGACGGUUGCUCACAGAGAUGUGAAUGUCACGCUCCAAAUGACCUGCGAUGUUCUGCUGAGUCUUGCACUCCUGCACAACAGUGCUCCAUCAGAGACGGCCAGCUGGGCUGUUACGAUGCCAUGUCCACCUGCACAGUGUGGGGGGAUCCACACUACAUCACCUUUGAUGGAGCAGUGGCUCAUUUCCAGGGAACUUGCUCCUACAUCAUCACUGAGAGCACAAACCAUGGCACUAACGAAACCCAGUUCCAAGUGAUAGCCACCAACAAUCACCGUGGAAACAACCGUGUGUCAUUUGUGUCUGCAGUGGACAUAUAUCUCUCAAAUCAUCCAGAAAGUGUGCACAUCAGGAUCGGACCCAAUAAAAGAGUAACGGUAAAUGGUGGAGAAGUGUCUCUUCCCACCUCUGCAAGAACUUUAGCUCAGGUGGUAAGGGAAGGCAGCUACAUAGUUGUUGAUGCACUUGACCUGGCGGUCCAGUUUGAUGGCCAGAGUACUUUGUUGGUAAGAAUCGCCCAAAACCGUCAAAACAGAGUCACAGGUAUGUGUGGAAACUUCAAUGGCGACUCUGGGGAUGACAAAGUCUCACCCAAUGGCACACUGGCACAAAAUGACAAUGACUUUGGACAGAGCUGGAAGUCAACAAGAAGCCAACCAGGAUGUGGGUCUACUGAUCAAAGAAGUGGCGAUGGACUGAAUGACUGCACCUUUAGAGAAGAAUACUCCCAACUCUGCAGUGUCAUCACCAACACCACCGGUCCAUUCAGAGCCUGUCACCUGCACUCUCACCCUGAGCCAUUUUUCUCUUCCUGUGUCUAUGACCUCUGCCUCUACACUCCAGCCAAUGGCAUGCUGUGUUCUGCUGUCUCAGCCUAUGAGAAAACCUGCUCUGUUCUAGGGCUAGACAUCCCUGACUGGCGCUCUGGUUUACUGUGUGAGGAGUCAGACCCAUGUGAACAGCUGGACUGCACCGAGUACGAGUGGUGUGGUAAGAAGGACGGUGUCUAUGGCUGCUUCUGUGAUGAACACCAUGACCGAGGCAACAAUGAAAGCUAUGACUCAGCCAUCACUUGUGCCAGUAGUUCAGGCACCAUGUCUGUGUCCCGUUGUCAGCUAUUUGAGGCUGGCUUUCACUCUGAUGCCCUCCAUCUCCGAGAUGAAUCCUGCAAUGGGACUCUUGAGUAUGGUCGACUGGUGUUCCACUUUGACAAUGACAAUCAUCUGUGUGGGACAGCACUCAGGAGCAAUGGAACACAUUUCAUGUAUGAGAACAUCGUCCAGGGUUUUGUGGAUCCUCUUGUGGAUGGAAGACUUAUCAGCCGCCAGAGGAGCAUCAAUCUGCGUUUCUGCUGCGAAUACCCCCUGAAUCAGGCCCUGUCUAUGGCUGUGGGCAUCAAUCCUGUAGAAAGCAUCAUUAGGAAGAAGAUUGCAACCGGUCAAGGACAGUACAGCUUGAGAAUGAUCCCCUUCCAGGACCCUGGCUUCCGCUUCCCCUUCAGCGGUGACACAAACAUACAAAUGGAAAUAGAUCAGAGGUUAUAUGUGGCGGUGAGAACAGAAGGAGUGGAUCAAAGCCAGAUCUCCACCAUUCUGGACUCCUGCUGGGCCACACCAGUCAACAUGCCAAAUUACCCCGUCCGCUGGGAUCUUAUUACUGCAGAGUGUCCCAAUAAAGCCGAUGGAACAGUAGAGCUGAUUCAGAACGGCAUCUCUAUUGAGGCCCGAUUCUCCUUCAGGAUGUUCACUUUUACCAACUAUUCAUCCAUUUACAUUCACUGCAAUGUCCACCUGUGUCUUUUGAGACACAACAAUUGCACAGCUCGCUGUUACCCGGGUUACCACAGGCGAGUUCGGAGGGAUGCAUCCUUCCAUGAGACUUCAUCCAUCUCACUUGGACCGCUUGUUUCAAGGCCAGGUAGCAGAGACCCAGUGAUGCAAUUAAACAGUGGCCAAAGCCAAGUGACACCUCUGCUAGCCCUGGUGGCCAGUUUGAUCCUAGCCAGCAUGCUGGUAACCUUGCUGGUCAAACGGUUUGCUCCCAAAACUCCAGUCUAGAAACCGCCAAAACUCUGGAGAUCAAAAUUGAUCCAUAUUUUGAAAAUCAUUCAUUAUUCAGUUACUUCUAAAUGGUAUUUUUCAUCUGAGUGUUCUUUUUUCUUUUCUUGAGGAGUGUUUCUUUAGUUGUGGUAAGGUGUGCAGUAAGUUUGCUUUAAAUCUAAAUGGGAUAAAAUAUGUGUGAUAUUAAAGUUUUAACCUUCUUGUUGCAUUCACUGUUUGUUGAUAAGAUUAACUUGUUCUUGGUUUCUGUGUGAGAGUUUUUAUAAUUAAAUCUACAUCAUAAUUAAAAUAAUGAUGUAUAAUCAAGGGCAAAUCAAGGAUUAAAUAAAGUAUUUAGUGCACAUAUACUUGUCUCUCAGAAACUCAACCAACACUACUUUGGAUUUACAAAAUAAAGUGAUAGUACAAAGUGAAGUACAAUAAACUGGGUACCUACGGUUUGAGCUACAAUUUAAUAUCAUUACCUGAUUACUAUUUUUGCUUCGUUUUAUCAGUUGAAAUAAAAGUUAAUGAAUGAUCGCCUAAAUGUAUCACAAAUCAUUCAUAACAUUGAAUAAAAAUCUGAUUAUGAA